AUGUUCAACCAAAGUUUGGAGGGAGUUUCGUGGCCCAGAGAGCUCCAGAACUUCACCUUCGGCCACUAUUUUAAUCAAAGCUUGGCACGGGUCUCCUGGCCUAAUGGCCUCCAAACUUUGAACUUCGGAAUGGACUUCAACCAGCGUUUGGAAGAAGUGCGUUGGCCCAGCAGCCUGCGAUCUCUCAAACUGGGUGAUUGCUUCAACCAGAGCUUGCUGGGAGUGGCUUGGCCCAGCAGUUUACGCCAAAUCACGUUUGGUUUGCAGUUCAAUCAAAGCUUGGAAGGGGUCACUUGGCCUGAGAGCUUCCAACAUUUGAUGCUGGGCGACUUUUUCAACCAACCUUUGAAGGGAAUCGCUUGGCCUAACCUUGAAGUCUUAGCCUUUGGCAGUUCUUUCAACCAACCUUUGGAGGGACUUCCGGCCAGCCUGGUGACCUUGAGCCUCAGCCGGAAUUUCGAUCAGCCCUUCGGUGGGCCCAGCAGAUGGCCCAGCAAUCUGCAGAGAGUUUCCUUCGGUGAUCGUUUCAACUGCAGCUUGGAGCACGUGACCUGGCCAUGCCACCUGCGCAGUGUGAGAUUUGGCCGAAACUUCAACCAGAGGCUGCAAACAACCUGGCCCAACUGCCUGGAGAGCUUGAGGUUAGGAGAGUUCUUUGACCAGAGCUUGGAGGGAGCGACGUUUCCCGGCAGCCUGCAGUCUUUGACACUGGGCAGUCGGUUUAACCAGAGUUUGGAUAACGUCACUUUUCCAAGCAGCUUACAGACACUGGAGCUUGGUGAUGGCUUCAAUCAAAGUCUGGAGCAAUUUGACUUUCCUUGCAACCUUCAACAAUUGACGUUUGGAGACAGAUUCAAUCAAGAGCUGGAGGGAGUCACUUUUCCACCUAGCCUUCAAAGUGUGACCUUUGGAGCCGAAUUCGAUCAACUGAUCCAGGGGGUGACUUGGCCCGUGGAUCUACAAAGCUUGACGUAUGGGGAGGGAUUCAUGCAGAGUUUAGAUGGCGUCACCUGGCCCAACAACUUGUUACAUCUCAAGCUUGGCGACCGCUUUAAUCAGCCUUUGGAGGGCGUCGCUUUGCCACGCAAGCUCCAAAGCUUGACCCUUGGAGCCCAGUUUCAGGGGAGUGUGGAGGGGGUGACUUGGCCGGACCACCUUCAAAACUUGACUUUCCGAGGCCCGAUAGGCCAUCAGAAUUUGGAGCGUGUGACUUGGCCUUGCAACCUCCUGAGCUUGACGUUGGAUGUUGGUCGCGACAAACCCUUGUUAGGAGCCAUCUUGCCGAACACUCUCCAGAGCCUGACGCUGACUUCACACGAUUUCGUACAGAUCCAACGUACGAAUCCGUAUUUGAUAGAUCGCUUCCGCACGAAUCUGGCAGCGGUAGCCCUGCCAAGGGGGCUGCGCCACUUUAAAUGCCUUGGGCUGGUCCUAAAAGCCCUCGAAGAUGAUACAAAUGAGGUUUGA
This is a messenger RNA of Durusdinium trenchii, 1467 nucleotides long. NCBI's taxonomy places the organism in Eukaryota, Dinophyceae, Suessiales, Symbiodiniaceae. The record is from the annotation of a GenBank genome assembly.